AUGAGGACCUCUGUUUUGGUGGCUGCUUCAGCCGGCACGGUCAUCACCGGCCUGCUCGCCUAUGCAGUGUACUUUGACCACAAGCGCCAGACAGAUCCAGAUUUCCGGAAAUCCCUGAAGCGAAACAACCGCCGCAUGGCUCGGGCAGCCAAGGAGGAGGCCGAGGCCCACGGUGCCCAGCAGCGGGAAGCGAUCAAGCAAGCUGUGCAGCAGGCCAAGGAGGAGGGCUUCCCUACAGAUCUGGAAGAGAAGGAGGCCUACUUCAUGGGCCAAGUGGCGCAGGGCGAGUCGCUGUGUGCCGAGGGUUCCGACCAAAUCCAGGCUGCUCUCGCGUUCUACCGGGCCCUGAAGGUGUACCCGCAGCCCAAGGACCUGAUCUCGAUCUACGACAAGACCGUCCCGAAGGAGGUCCUGGAGAUCCUGGCUGAGAUGGUCGCCAUGGACUCCGGCCUCAACCUGGGCUCGUUCACCGGCGAGAGCGGUGGUGAUAGCCACGGCGUCGAGUAA
Messenger RNA from Penicillium lagena, 507 nucleotides. RefSeq names its product TOM complex receptor protein TOM20. Gene Ontology annotation, molecular function: transmembrane protein transporter activity. Bases 1 to 507 code for a protein of 168 amino acids. Gene Ontology annotation, biological process: protein targeting; protein import into mitochondrial matrix; tRNA import into mitochondrion. The transcript has 3 exons. Gene Ontology annotation, cellular component: mitochondrial outer membrane translocase complex; mitochondrial outer membrane. The record is from RefSeq and is a predicted model, not a curated record. Lineage: Eukaryota; Fungi; Ascomycota; Eurotiomycetes; Eurotiales; Aspergillaceae.